AUGUCCGCCGGCAAAUACUCAGAAAACGCAAUUCCAAAGCCAGAUCACAAAGCCAAAAAAACCUUCAGCCUUCCUCUUGACCGGCCAUCCUUCAAAACUUUCAUAGAUGACAAUAAUAUCCUUGACGACGAAGGUUAUCCACUAUUUCCCAAUGGAAAUACUGUGUUUGUAAGACAAACAGCCGAGCCAAAGGUCACAAACUGGGGCACUUUCGGGUUUGCUUAUACUUCUUCAGGAGGAGGUAGGAGCAAAGGGCCGCCCGACUGGCGAACAGUGAGAUAUACUUGUUUAGGCGUCAUUAUUGGAAUGGUUGAGCAGAGCGGAUGGGGUAUUAUUCAACACUCCGGUGUGCAUCAACAUCGAUGGCCUCGACGUGGUAAGCCAGAUAAAUUGUCAUUGGAGAAAUUUGGUAAAAAGGUUGUCGAAAACCCUGAAAUAGGGCCAUUACGACACAAGGUGGGUAGAGCUCCUGCAGGCAAGCAGGAGCUAGUCACCGCUAGCAACAUCCACCACGCCUUUGGCAACCUCCAUCGAACAGGAUAUUACCGACGGAAGCUCCUUCAGGCGGCUGGCGUAAUUCCUGAAAAGAGCCUUCCAGGCGCGGCUGGCAAUUUCAUCUUAGAUAUGGAACUUUGGAGCGGACUCAACGAGCCUCGGGUCGGGUCACCAAAGCCGUUUGCACUGAAAUCGCUAUGGAUGGAAAAGCGAUGUUCGCAUCCUUAUCCUUGA
Messenger RNA from Melampsora larici-populina 98AG31, 729 nucleotides. RefSeq lists its product as uncharacterized. NCBI's taxonomy places the organism in Eukaryota, Fungi, Basidiomycota, Pucciniomycetes, Pucciniales, Melampsoraceae. The record is from RefSeq and is a predicted model, not a curated record. The transcript is spliced from 6 exons. Bases 1 to 729 code for a protein of 242 amino acids.